AUGAGCGAAAAUCUGCACACCAUCAUCCAUCAUGUCGACUUCUUCCCAUUACGAAUCCGCGUAUUUCGUAACGGCGACAUGUUCGAUCAGGGUCGGAUUUUGGUGGUCACUAGAAAACAAUUCAAACAUUGGAUCGUAUUUUUGGAUGCGCUAACAGUAUCCCUAAGAACCGCGACUGCUGUAAAAAGACUUUUUACGAUACAAGGAAUUCCAGUUCAUCAUUUCGACGAAUUGGAAACGAAUGGAGAAUAUGUUGCAGUGGAAAACGGUCCGUUCAUCAAUGUUCCAUACGGACAAUCGAGAUUUACGUUGAGGGGAAAACGUUAUAACCCAAUAAUCCGUGCUCCUCAGAUGGUCCCAACCUUUUUGAAUUCCGCAGAAUCAAUGGAUAUUUAUUUGAAGAAGGAGGGAUACGGUACAAUUACAGGUUUGCCGUAUCCGUUUGAUGGGAUUCUAUCGAGAAGUCCCAGUGCGUCGAACAUUCAAAUUAAACAUCUCACUUCACAUAUUCCUCCGUUGAAGAUCGGCGGAAGUAUGGAGCAUUUGAACGAGAUUGGAACCGCUUCCUGGCUGGGUAAAAAUGAGAAAUGGAUGAUGGGUGAGAGAGUAAAACUGGGAGAGACGCAGACAAAAGGAGAAGAGCAUACGAUUAUUCCGAAAUUGGAAAUAAAGGAUACAGAUUGUGCAAGUAUAACGACAUCUGAAGUGAAUAAAGAUGCAAAGAAGGGAAACAGUUCGAGCACAAAACUGCCAAGACUUUUGAAUUCCAAUCGGUCGUUCAAGAAAAAUUCCAAUCAAAACCCCGAAGAGUCGUCUCGUCCCUUAUCUGAAAAUCUACCACCAAUCGAUUUAAAAUCCACAACUCAGACUUCGACUCAAGCGAUAACUCAAACGACUCAAAAAGAUUCCGAUACGAUUUCGAUAAAAACCGAAGAAGAAGUGAUUUCAAUUCUGAAACCAUCGGAAAAAUCCGAGAAAAUUUCAAAAAAAGAGAACGACGAUGAAGUGAGAUUCCAUAGAUCUUAUCAGGUCACUCAGACGACGUACACGAAGAGGAAUUCAGAAGAAAAUCUUCUGAAUUCUGGACCGAAUUCUGGAGUAGCUUCUGGAGCAAUUUCUGGAGCUUCUGGAAAUCCCGAAAAGAAUUCUGGGAGUUCUGGAGCGGCUAACGUUGAAAAAGAAAAAGAAAAACCCCGGGAAAAACAAAUUCCAAUUCUGAAGCCAUGUUCUGAAGCUGUGGAGAUUCCAUUGACGUCAUCUGAAAAGCCUCCGGGAUAUGGAAAAUUUGGCAAAAAGGAAUCCAAAAUUGCACAGAAAAUUCCAGAAAAAUCAUCAAGAGCAAAGUGGGCGGAUGGGAAAGAAAUUGGCGGGAAUUUGAGAAGAGAAAAAUCAACAGAUUCUCUUACGAAAAAAGAAAAAUCGAUUGAGAAACUGGAGGGUUUGGAGAGGAAUAAUCAAAAAUCGAUGAAAUCAAAUUUGAAAAAGUUCGAUGUGGAUAUCAAUGAAAUUCCGAUUCGGUAUGAGGGAGCCACUGGGAGGAGUGCAUCUAGAAUUGUGACAAGUCGUUCGACGACACACCUCUUCAUUGAAGAUUAUGUUGGAGAAGAUGAAUUAGAUGACGUCAUCGAGAGAGCCCAACUCUGGGAUAUGAAUCGACGUCGUCAGAAAAUGCGUCAACAAUGCACUCAAACUAGUGCAUCGAUGUGCCGAUCGAUUUCGGCACCUCGUCGUCGAGUCGUUCUUUUUGAUCCCGAUUUUGAUUGA
This is a messenger RNA of Caenorhabditis briggsae, 1764 nucleotides long. Gene Ontology annotation, biological process: intracellular signal transduction. The record is from RefSeq and is a predicted model, not a curated record. Bases 1 to 1764 code for a protein of 587 amino acids. The transcript is spliced from 8 exons. NCBI's taxonomy places the organism in Eukaryota, Metazoa, Nematoda, Chromadorea, Rhabditida, Rhabditidae. Gene Ontology annotation, cellular component: microtubule organizing center; microtubule.